Aspergillus tanneri is the source of this 1377-nucleotide messenger RNA. Its product is annotated as RTA1 domain-containing protein. The coding region runs from base 1 to 1377 and encodes 458 amino acids. The transcript is spliced from 5 exons. NCBI's taxonomy places the organism in Eukaryota, Fungi, Ascomycota, Eurotiomycetes, Eurotiales, Aspergillaceae. Gene Ontology annotation, cellular component: plasma membrane; fungal-type vacuole. The record is from RefSeq and is a predicted model, not a curated record.
AUGCCGAACGGAUUGACGGAGGAACAGCGGUUGGAGCUGAACAAAGGCUGCCAUGCCCUUAUUCCCGGUGUAGAAACCCCUUACGGAUAUCAGCCGUCGCUGGUCGCAGGCAUUGUAUUCUUGGUCCUGUUCGGGCUCUCGAUGAUCGUCCAUACAGUGCAGCUCGCCUGGAAAAGGAAUUACUGGUGUGCUGUGUUUAGCAUCGGAUGUCUGACGGAGAUUCUAGGCUGGGCGGGACGUACAUGGUCUACCCAAUGCCCCUACAACAUGACUGCGUUUCUGAUGCAGAUUUCGACCCUGAUCAUCGCCCCGACCUUUUUCACAGCGGGGAUCUACCUCCUUCUCGGCCGCUUUAUCCAGGUCCUAGGCCGCGAAUCCUCCAUCCUAAGCCCGAACCUUUAUCUCUGGAUCUUCUGCACCUGCGACGUCAUCUCUCUAGUCAUCCAAGCCAUCGGCGGUGGAAUGGCUUCCUCUGAAGCGGACAAAGUCGGCGGCGACACCGCCCCAGGCACCCACAUCAUGGUCGCCGGUAUCGUCUUCCAGAUGUUCUCCAUUACCGUCUUUGUUGCCUGCGCUGCGGACUUUGUACGUCGCGUGAUUCUGCAUCGACUCCUACCCUCCACCAGUGUAUCCAUCUACCCCCUAUUCGGCGCCAUAGUAUUCUCCGUACUCUGUAUCUACGUUCGUAGCAUCUACCGAACCAUCGAACUGUCCGAGGGAUGGUCCGGAUAUCUGAUUACCAUGGAACGGUAUUUUAUUGCCCUUGACGGGGCUAUGAUGGUUCUUUGCGUUGCCAUCUUCAAUAUCUUCCAUCCGGGCUGGUGGAUGUCUCGAUUGAAUUCUAACUAUGCAGCGGCCACAGCAGCGGCGUAUGCUAAAGAACUUCUUUCCGUCAUACCGGCCAUUGAGGCUACAGAGACCCAAAGUUCAGAUAAGACUGACCACCAAAGACAACUCAUGGAGUCUUUAAAGUUUGAACAAAUUGAUGUCCACCGCUCAGGAAUUAAAGCGACCUAUGCGAAAACAUGCCAGUGGUUGUCAACAAACUCCGACUAUCUACACUGGCUUGAUUCGGAAAAGGCCAUUGAACAUCCUGGAUUUUUAUGGAUAAUAAGAAAGCCUGGUGCUAGGAAGUCGACCCUAAUGCAUUUUUCCUAUACUCAGGCAACAAAAGACAAAGCAAAUGCAGUCAUUCCAUUCUUCUUCAACGCCCGAGGCGAUGUUCUGGAGCGGUCAACUACUGGGUUGUAUCGCUCCUUGCUUUUUCAGCUCAUGAACAUGCCGCCGAGCCUUGAAAUAUUCGACUCCCUAGAACGCAAGGACGAGGAAAGUAAAAUGCACGAGACUAUUGUGAAUUCGAGCGAACAUCCUGAGUGA